Molecule: messenger RNA, 237 nt
Organism: Penicillium chermesinum
Lineage: Eukaryota; Fungi; Ascomycota; Eurotiomycetes; Eurotiales; Aspergillaceae
Exons: 1
Coding region: 1-237 (78 amino acids)
Source: RefSeq, a predicted model, not a curated record
AUGAAUACAAUGCGGAGGACUCCGUGGAAGAUUACUACACUGUGUAUGGCGUUGCGCAGGGUCCUCGUCCGCAGCCCCCAAGGCUUCGACUAUUCUAGAUUCAAUUCGCUGAGAGCCCUGGUCACCCUCUCCGGCAGCGACCGGCCCAUGCAGACGGCUGCCAGGUACAAGAGCUCACCCCUCCUUUUCUGCCAGGCGCUAAGACUAGGCACCCAGCCACCUCAACAACUCUGGUGA